AUGGUAGCUAAGAGUGCGAGUGCUGGGUCAGGAAACUAUUCUAUUCUACGGGCCAAGUCGAUAGGUUGGAAAUGCGGGGAUCCCCCGCCUCGUCCGGUCAAGCUGCUCCUCUCUCUGCCUUUGUACGGGGGAGAAGUACCCCUUACUCUACUCCGUAAUAUGAGGAGAAGUUUGCAGACGGAAAGGUGCAAUUCAGAAGUGAGAAAAUCCGCUCUUCCUGAUUUUUGGUUACCCCCGACUCUUGCAAGGAAGAGGGGUGAUCCCCAGUUUUGGAUCCUUUCCCCUGAAGCUGCAGGGCGAAUAGUGUUACUGAUCUGGGAAGUGGACGGAGUCUGGAUAGCGGCCACCUCUGCUUCUGAAAAUAUCCAUUGCCUCCUCAGAUCACGGGACUUCUUUGCUUGGGCCAAUUACUUGAUAUCUCGGAUCCACGAUACGUCAGGCUUACUCUGCCUUAUCGGGCCCGUCAAGGCUGUGAACAGGCCACGGAGCUUGAGCCCUGCGAAGAAAACUACACUGCCUUCGCUGUCCACUAACUCCAUUCCUCAGCAAAGCAAUCCGGUCGGUGCGGAGCCCACUCGGCGGGAAAGAGCUUGGGAACUUUGGUGCUUGGAGCCAUUAUUCAAUUCAUUGUAUCGUAUCGGUGGUUACUGGGGCUCCUUCCCCAGCCUCACUCUCUGUACGAGUAUGAAUGCAUUAAAACCAACCUCUGAUGUUGUAUCCCUACGGCUAAGGGAUACAAUAUCGGAUAGGGCGAGUCUGCAAUGCAUCCGAGGUAGGCGGUGUAAGCUAAACCCCGAAAACAGGCCCGGGAAGGGUGGUAGCUAUGGUUCCUUAGCGCGAAGUGCUGAGGAAGACCUCUCCGAAUGCUGCUAUACCGCCCCUCCCUUUCUUCAGUGGACGAAUCAAACUCCGGUAGCCGCUGUUGCUCGAGUCAUACGUAGAAUAUCAAUGACAAUAUCUGAACAAUACAGAAUGAACUCCUCUGGAAAGUGCCAUGCAUUGUCAAAGAAAUAA
Molecule: messenger RNA, 1014 nt
Organism: Striga asiatica
Lineage: Eukaryota; Viridiplantae; Streptophyta; Magnoliopsida; Lamiales; Orobanchaceae
Source: the annotation of a GenBank genome assembly